AUGUAUCAUCAACAACAUGUACAACUACUACUCCAACUGUUUGUCUUUCUCAUGAUCACAGUUACCAUCACGGUCAAUGGCCAAGAUAUGAUCACCACCGUGACGAUCUACGUCGAUCAAACAUCGACCAACACAUCAACAAUAUGUGGACUUGACUACCAAGAUCCAAACAUGGCAUGUCCCAACAUAACAUCUGCGAUCAACAGCUACCGAUCACUAUACCAACAACAACAACAACAACAGCCACUUCAAAACUCAGCAUUGAGCAUUGCGAUGGCAGGUGGUGUAUACCCUGCUCUCAAAGGCAACUCCAACCUCGAGCUACUCAACCUCAAUGUCACGAUUGGACCAUCGCCAUUCACCCAAGGCGACGUGACAAUCGACCUCGCCCAGAAUGCCACCUCCAACUACCUCUACUUCUUCAACCUCACGUCCCAGAGCCUUUGUAAUCCUCCGAUGAGCAUCACACUCAAUAGUCUAACGUUCACCAAUGGCACACAAGUAAUCAACUCGUUAGUGAACAACAUCAACAUCGUGCUGAACAACGUCACCUUCUAUGGUGUAGCGAUCAAUGGGACUAAUGUGAUCAAUGUCGCACCAUUCCCAACUCCAUGUACUGGUAGUCCAGGACCAUCACUCACAAUCAAUGGUGGAAGGAUGGUCAACUGUCAAUCCAAGGUAAAGUCUGGUGUGAUGCUCCAGACCGAAUGCGCGCUGACCCUCAAUCAAACCGAGUUCAUUGGAAACAGUGCGUUCACUCUCUGGUCGCACUACGAACAGCCAGUCUCAAUCGUUGACACAUCAUUCAUUGAAAACAUGGUCGAUACCCUGAUGUCGACUAAGGCCCUAGCGUCCACGACUCCUUUGUCAAUAGUCAACGCCUCGUUCAUUGGCAACAUGGGCUCGGGUGACACAUUUAUGUCAAUGCUCUCUCUAACCGGAGGCUUGAUCAAUAUCAAUAAUACUCUGUUCGACACCAACGACAACUUUGGAGUGUUGUUAUUAAUCAAAGGAGACAUGUACAAUAGCAAUGUGACCAUCGCCGACACGACAUUCACCAACUCGGCCCUCUCCCGCAGGCAGUCUACAAAUGGCAACAGCUUGGUAUCGAUUUCCUACACCAACUUGACGAUGGACCGCUGCACCUUUGUCAACAAUAACGUGCCAAAGUCGGAGCUGGCCAUAUCCCAGUCGACAAGUACACUGAACAACCUUGAGUUUGGAAGUGUGAGUGGACUGGAUGGCGGCGCCAUAAGGUGCCAAUCAGGACAUCUUACAAUGAACAACAUCAUCAAUCACAUUGGAAGUCGUAUAUUUGAUUGCCAUGCAUCACAGAGAUGUUCAUUGGAUGGCAAUCUUCAAGUGUGUCAAUUGAGUGGCGGAGCGAUCGCUGGCAUUGUCAUUGGAACUGUUGCUGGUGUGAUCAUUUUUAUAGUCAUCACAUACAUUGUCAUCAAGAAGCGUAAGAUGAGGAACCAAUACCUCACAAUACAA
Messenger RNA from Acytostelium subglobosum LB1, 1494 nucleotides. RefSeq lists its product as hypothetical. Lineage: Eukaryota; Evosea; Eumycetozoa; Acytosteliales; Acytosteliaceae. The annotation marks the transcript as partial. The transcript has a single exon. The record is from RefSeq and is a predicted model, not a curated record.